AUUAAAAUAUUUCGUUGCUUAAUUGAAGAAUCCAAGUGUUUCUGCCUAAUCCCCCCCUUCCCAGUGCAAUCCCCGGCAAGGCGAGCACUUGAGCCCCGCACCCCGCAUCCGUUCAAUGAAGCAGCACAGAUCCACGGCGGCUCCAAGUGGGUUUUUGCAGGACGAGAAGGAGGAGGAGGUGGUGGCGGCGGCGGCGGCGGCGGAGGAGGAGGAGGAGGAGGAAAAGAGGAGCUGGUAGCAGCAGCAGCAGCAGGCAUCUUUGCAAGGAAGCCUUUCAGGGGCUCGGGCGGCUUCUGGGGAUUUAAAUGUCACUCAAAGCAUUCCUAAAUCACCUCGCUGCUCCUCUCUGGCUUCGGAGGCACUGAGUCGAGAGCCCCGAGCGUUGCAUUUCUGCAGCCAAGGAAAUUUGCUCCAUCUCCAGCAGCAACCACUGCUCCUUUUGAUGUUGUGGUACGCCGUGCGCAUGCGCUCCACAUUAGAAUUACUGCACUGGCUAGAAUAAGUUGGAUCUCCUGUUCUCUCCCACUGAAACCCUAAAUCAUAUCAAAAGCUAAAGGGAUGCUGAGAGUCCGGAAAAAAGGUUGCUUUGGAAUAUGGUCGUUGCCCUUAAUCAUAACGGUGGUGUGUGCACAGAGUGCGAAUGACCCCAGCAAUAUGUCCCUGGUAAAAGAGACAGUGGAUCGACUACUGAAGGGCUACGACAUUCGACUGAGGCCAGAUUUUGGAGGUCCCCCUGUGGCCGUUGGCAUGAACAUAGACAUUGCCAGCAUAGAUAUGGUGUCUGAAGUCAAUAUGGACUAUACCUUGACAAUGUACUUUCAGCAAGCAUGGAGGGAUAAGAGGCUUUCGUAUAAUGUAAUACCUUUAAACCUUACCCUGGACAAUAGAGUAGCAGAUCAGCUUUGGGUUCCUGAUACCUACUUCCUGAAUGAUAAGAAGUCAUUUGUACAUGGUGUCACUGUGAAGAACAGGAUGAUUCGUUUACAUCCAGAUGGGACAGUUCUCUAUGGUCUCAGAAUUACAACAACAGCUGCUUGUAUGAUGGAUUUACGAAGAUACCCCCUGGAUGAACAAAACUGCACCCUGGAAAUUGAGAGCUAUGGUUACACAACAGAUGAUAUUGAAUUUUACUGGCGUGGGGAAGAUAAUGCCGUUACAGGAGUGAGGAACAUUGAACUGCCUCAGUUCUCCAUUGUAGAGUACAAACUUAUCUCCAAGAAAGUUGUUUUCUCAACAGGUUCCUACCCAAGACUGUCGCUCAGCUUUAAACUUAAGAGAAACAUUGGGUACUUCAUUCUGCAGACUUACAUGCCUUCCAUUCUGAUCACAAUCCUCUCUUGGGUUUCAUUCUGGAUUAACUAUGAUGCUUCUGCUGCAAGAGUGGCUUUAGGGAUCACAACGGUUCUCACAAUGACAACCAUCAACACACAUCUCCGAGAGACACUGCCCAAAAUUCCUUACGUGAAAGCUAUUGACAUGUAUCUAAUGGGAUGCUUUGUCUUCGUAUUCAUGGCCCUGCUGGAGUAUGCCUUGGUCAACUACAUAUUCUUUGGCAGGGGACCACAACGUCAGAAGAAAGCAGCAGAAAAAGCUGCCAGUGCAAAUAAUGAGAAGUUACGAAUGGAUGUCAAUAAGAUCUUUUAUAAAGAUAUAAAACAAAAUGGGACCGAAUUGCGAUCCCUGGAUCCCACUGGAAAUCUCUCCCCAACUAGAUGGACUGCCACUUACGAUUACUCUCUUAAUACGGACAGAAGAAUAAUUGGCACAUAUCAUUGUCCAGAAAUGUAUUCAACAAAGAUGGAUCCUCAUGAAAACAUUCUGUUGAGCACACUUGAAAUUAAAAACGAGAUGGCUGCCUCUGAAGCUGUUAUAGGUCUUGGAGACCCUAGAAGCACCAUGCUAGCUUAUGAUACGUCAAGUAUCCAGUAUCGGAAGGCUGGCUUACCAAGACACAGCUUUGGCCGUAACGCUCUGGAACGGCACGUGGCACAAAAGAAAAGCCGACUACGGAGACGUGCCUCUCAGUUGAAAAUUACCAUCCCUGACUUGACUGAUGUGAAUGCCAUUGAUCGAUGGUCACGCAUAUUCUUCCCUGUCGUUUUUUCCUUCUUCAAUAUUGUCUAUUGGCUUUAUUAUGUGAACUAAAAACUAAAGCCACACAGAUAUCAAGAACUGAAUUUCUCUUCAAAAUCAGUUGUACAGCCAAAUGUGGGACCUAGGGAGAAAAAAAAUCUAUUCAGGACAAAAGUUAUUUUAAAACACCUUAGUUGCUGGCCUGCUCUAUAAAUCCCUUUUGUAACAUUUGCAAAACUGUGAAACAUGUUUAGUUUCAGUACAGAUGUAUGCACCAUGAUCUUUAAAGAUAUGAUUGCAUUACAAUGUGUUGAAGUAGAAUUUGGCACUUGAUCAUUUCAUAGUUUCCCCCAGCCUUGAUUUUAACACUAAUAACUUCAUUCAUAGAAAGCUGUAUGAUUUAAGUUCUAAGAGCAACGUAUCAUCACAUCUGAAGCAUGCACUGUGUUACCUGACUGGAGAAAGGGUAAUAUUACUUGUAUCAUGCUUACAAACCAUAUUCUUACAUUACCUGUGAAAUACAUGAACUUGAAAAUAAGUAGUGCCUACCAUUACCCCAUAAAGACAAGUAUCAGUGUUUUCCCAAGCAGUUCAUGCUACUGGCUGUGAGAAUUUAAAAACUGAGUGAGGUUUCCAGUAUGUGACAAGUUUAUGCAAAAAUCACAGCAUUUGUUUAAAAGAUACAGCAUUGUGGUUAUCAUGCUGUGUAACAAUGAUCCAUGGAAUAAUCUGAGAGUUGUCUGAAUAUAUGCUGCAGUGUGCUAUUAAGCAUAAUGUCUGAGACCAUUCUAUGUGUAAAGUGCCAAAUGCCAGUGGGCCAGCAGUGACUUCUAAGGGGGCUUUCUGUUGAUAUUUUGUCAUUCUUUGAAGGAGAAAGAAAGAGGAAUGCUUGUUUUUAAAAAUAAUAAUGGCCAGGGAAAGGUUAUACAUACUGUUAAAUGGUUAGUAUCAGUUUGCCUGCUAGUCUCAAUGCUUCCAAUGAAUUCUGUAUUAUUGGUUUUAUCUCAUUUCCAGGUCAAAGAGACUGAACAAAAUCACAUUCAUAAUUUUUUUCCUGUUUAGACAACAUAUAUUUUAAAAGAAAAGACCAAAACUCUAGGAGGAGGAAAGAUUCUUCACUCCAUAUCAUUGUGUUCAAUAUAGGGGUGUGGUGUUAUUAUUUUACAUGGGAGAACUUGGGAAGUAUUACUUACACUGUUUUUAUGUAGUGGAAUAUUCCACUAUCUCUUGGUGAAAGAAGUGGAAUUUUCAUCCUGGGUUUUAAAACUGACCCUUCAGUAUUCUCCACCUCCUUUUCAUUUCCUCACAUUCUUCAAGUAACUACAUUUGGUUCAGUAGAAUUCAUUGCUGGGCUCAAACUGAAUUCUUGUUUCUAAUAUAAAAGAACUACUUAGUGAAGGGUGGGGGGGAGUGUGUUUCUGUUCAAAGAAAUAACACACUGUUGGAAAAGAACUUUUUCUAAAGUGCUAAAUAUUGCCUGUUUUUUCCUUGUGCAGCUUUACUAUCUAAUUAUUGGUUUUAGCAAUACAAUACAUGAAUGUGUUCAUGUAUUUUUGUAAGGGACAUUUAAAAUAGAUGUUGCUGAAUGCUCAUCACUCAGAAUGAGUUGGAAUUUUUGGAUGCUGCAACAUAUUUGCAGAAGCACUGACCACUUGAUUCAGACAAGAGACCGUUUCCCAUUUGCAUUUUUCCUGAGCGCACUUUGAAAGUCAGAACAUUUUUUUUGUGAUUUUGUUCGUGUGCAAACUAGCAAUGUUUAAAAUAAUUUUAAAUGCACUUUGUCAUUUGUGAGAUCUGUUGUGCUGUAUUCAAGGCUUUUUCCCCAUUACACACAAAAUAAAUAUAUAUAGUAUUUCAAAGAAGUUUGACAAGUAAACUAAAUAUCCGUGCUGAUACCAACAUGGGAUUUAUGAAUCUUGUAAGAAAGUACUUCUCUUUUUUCCCUUCACAUUGGUCCAACAGGUCAGUUUUUGUGGAAACUAUAAAUUCAGCUGUUAGUACUGCAUUUUAAGAUAUCUGGAAGUUACAGUAAAAGCCAUAAUAAUGUCUGACCUUUCCACAGAUGAAUUCUUUCCAGGGAGAUUACAAAAAGAAAUUGCACAGUCACCUCACUGAGGUCCCUUUUUUUUAAAGGGAAAGUGCUCUUAGGAGUAAAUACCAAGUACUAGAAGGUUUGUAGGAGGACGAGGACAAUAACUGAAAAACUCAUUUGUUUUGUCCUGUGUAAUAUCAGCGUAUGAAGAGAAAGUAUUACAUAGUUUGCUUCUGAAAGGAAAUUUCAAUGAACUGUUCCCUUUGCAUGGAAUUGAAAUACAUUCUUGUUUAUUUUGUUGUGGCCACAUUUCCACAUAAUAAUUGUUCCUUUUUUCCAGGUUUCAGGAUGCAACCAGCCAGCAGUUAAGGUGUUUUUUCUCCAUCUUUGUGAAAUCAUGGCAAAAUUACAACUAUGUAACAUGGCACAGUUUUAACAAUAUUUGCAAUCAAAGCUCUGUAGAUAUGUUCUGUAUAUGACUGCUAAUAUGCAUUUUCCAGACUGAUAAUUCAUGCAGCAUAUUUGUGUUUGCCUAAGGAAUGUUAUGUUUCUAUAUUAUUGCAGUUUUAAUGACUGGGAAGAAAGAACCAAGCAAUGUUGUUCUGAACAUUUUCUGUUUUCAUCCCCAGUGAAGCAAAGUCUUAAAUAAUAGCACUGAAGGAGACAUCUGAGAAAUUUUAUAUUCUGAUAUAAAAAGCUUAGAAUCUGCCAGAUACAAAAGCACAAUGCAUAGAGAACAUGAGAGCAGGCAUAUAGAGACAUCUGGGGAAUAAAUCUCAUUUAAAUUUAGAUAAAAUGUUUAUUAAACAUUCAACCUAAAUAAUUUUAAAAUUAUAAACUAAAACUAUGUUCCAGUGUCAUAGUUAGCAAAGUUAAUCUAAGGGAACAAAACAUUAAACAUUAUCUAAGUAUAUAAUGAGUAUAUUGACACAUAUUUCAGUAUAUGUGUGUAUAUGUAUGUAUGUAUGUAUGUGUAUUUGUGUGUAUAUAUAUAUGUGUACGUGUGUGUAUACACACACACACAUAUAUAAAUACACACAUAUAUAUAAAUACACACACACAUAUGAGCCUGUGUGUGCACAUACAUGCUGUAUGUACACACACUGGCACCCCAAUCCAGUGAGAGCAAUCCAUCAGCAGAAAUUGGUUUCUGCCUAUGGAUCUGCUAUGCCAAAGAUGCAGACAGGCUGCUGAAUGUGAAGAGGAGAAAAAUCUCAACUUCCAGCCCCCACCCCACCCGUACAGUACAGUUGCAGGAAUGCAGUCUCAGUGCAUCCUGUAUCAGAUCAGUCCUGUAAUAAGACUCAAAUAAAUAUCAAAAGAGCUGUUAGAUAAGAAAGAGGGAACUUGGGUGGUUUGGGUACUACUCUUACACUUCAAAAGGUGGUUAGCACUGUAGUGAUGAUCCGAUACAGGAAGGAGGAAGAGGAUGCUCAAAGAAAGCCUAGCAUUGCAAUCCUCUGCAUAGUUACUUCACUCUAAACCCAUUGAUUUUCUAAAAUUUAGACUGCAGAACUUUCCUUAGGAUUGCACUGUAAGGCAAGCUUGUCCAUCACUUUGUUCUUGCACUCCUGAGAACAGAUCAGGGCUGAGACCACAUUCUUCUCUUGGCGCCUGAUUUUCCUCUUUGGUACUGCAGGCAUGCAGCCUUCUGUGGUGCUCAUGUUUCUCUGGAUUUGGGCUACAACUUUACGUUGAUAUUUUAAAGGAAUAAGCUAAUAACAGUUUUCUUUCUAUAAUCAACUGAUAUGUGAAUAUUUUUUGAGAAAGCAAAUUAUUAAUGUAUUUAAAAUCUUACUAUACAGGGUAACUGGGCAUUUCUAUAUCAGCAGAUCAAUGCAUCUAAUUCUUACAAAACAUUGCACAGUUUAACAUUACAAUAGUACUGUACCUCCAAACAUUUCGAAAUAGAGUAGCUCUCACAUUGCUUGCCUAUUUCUUCUCUCUUUUUUUUAGAAAAAAAUAAAAAAAUCAUUGUCCACUAGUAAUUUUAUAAAAGGUCCUAAUAGGGAGGAAAGCAAAAUUCUGAAACAUUUAUUUGGAGGAAAGGCAGGAAGGCUAGAGUACAAUACUUUUACAAUAGUGAUCAUAACAUUUUGCUAUCUGUAUAUAGAACAUACAUGAGCAAUCAUAACUUAAGCCUGACAUGUGUAAAUAUUGUCAGAUUUCUUAACAUUUUUAACUUCUAAUUUGUACUUUAAUGUAAGGCAAAAAGCUGAUUCUAUUUAUGGUUUAGACUAGUGUCCUAAAAUUAUGUAAAUAUAUUUAAAUAAGCUGUAAAUGAGCAAUCUAUAGAAACAGUAAUUGUUCAGUGAUAAUUUUGGGGGUUUUUUUUACUAAGUACUAUGAUUGCAGUUCUCUAGCAGAAUAAUUUAAACACCCUUUUGCAUAAGACUUGGAUUCCAGAGAAGGGUUAUAAUAUAGAAAUCCAUAGAAAGUGCAGAAUUACAAUGGUCAGUGCAACAGCAUCAAAUUCAUCUGCACAUCAGACUACUGAAAAUCAUCAAAUAGCACCUCCUUCAAAUGGCUCUAGUAAACGCAUGCAAGACCAAUGAGAUAUGCACAUUUGUCCUAAUGACAUAAGAGUGGGGAAAAUUUAUGCACAUAUACCCAGCUUUCAUAUAUAAGUUUUCUCUGCCAUUAAAGAGAAGGAUCAAUGGCAGCAAAUGCAGAGCUCCUUGUGAAUAUUGGAGACAACUGGAACACUAGAUCAAUAGUACGGAACCCAGCAACAGAAAAUAUAUGUUUCAGUUUUCAUUUGCACUAUGACUGUGAUUCUAACAGCCCAGUCUGAGGAUGGGAGAACAUGUCCUGGAAGGCCCACACCAACACAUUUGCCCACCCUACAUACGUAAGUGGAACCUACACCAGCAGGGAGGGCACACAGGGUGGAGGGAGCUGCACAGCUCCAUGACACCUGACCCAGAAGAGGCUGCCUGUUCCAGAGCCACACUGGCAUAACAAAAGACAUCACCAUGCUUUUGGCCCAGGAACACCCCCAUCCUCGGUUGCAGUUACACCUUGGGAAAUCAUUGCAUAAAUCUUUUUGCUCUAUGGGGCUAUUAAUGCGGCAGGAGAGCUUUUGAAUUUCCCUCCUUCCUGCACCACCUAAAACUCUUUUGGCAGCGGUGCCCUUGCCGUGCCAUCCCUGGCCACUGCAGUGCUCCCCCUCCCCUGACUGGAUUGGGCUGCUAGAGCACUGGGCUAAUACAAAUUCACUUUAAUGGCAGAGGUAAAUUAACCAUGAACUAAUUAACAUUGUUUAAAAAUUACCCCAGUUCACUUUUAGCCAUGAUGUAGUUUGGUUAACUGAGCAUGCCUCUGAAUAGAGUUUACUGUUAUUCUGUGUGUCACAGUGCACUCUGUUUAAAAUUCUGCAGCUUAAAACAUAGUGCCUAAUUUUUAUCAUGAUAGAGAAUCAGAGUGCAUGUUUCCAGCUUAGGGAAAUUCAACAGCUAGUAGCACACACACACGCGCACACACAAAGAAUGAUGGUGUGGAAUUAGUAACACAGGAGUGCUAUACCCUGUAUUCAGGGGCUUACCAUAAGCUUAGAACAUCCUUACCAUGCACCAAAUCCAUCAUGUGCAUAUUGGAACCUGCCAGGCCCUUUGGAUUUUCCCCCUUUUGUAUAAAUGAAAGUCUGAUCUCUAAAAUCUGUACCACAAAGGUAAACACCAGACUUCAAAAAGGCACAUUUGCCAGUGUAUAAUAUUCUAUUCUUUCCACUUCUUCCCAGCCCUCCCAAUGCCAAAGACUCUUUAUUUUAGAAAUUUAUUAAAAGGGAACAUUAUUGAGACACUGCUUAACACCAAAGGUAAUGUUUAACAAAAUGCACUAGGAUAUAUUUGUCAGAAUUUUUGAGGAGUAAAUGGAAUGUUAAAUGAAACUCAUCCAUAUUCCAGCUUGUACAAAUAGUAUCUCUAAACAUCCAUUUUAAUGAAUUAAUGAUAAAUUAGAAUGGAUGAUCUUUGCAGGCUAUAUGCAACAUGUUUCUUACGUGUCAAGUUAUUUCUUUUAAGUGCUUUGAUAAAUACUUUUUAAUAGCAGAACUCUUAGCUACAGUUUGAUAUUUAGGAAGUUAAUUUAGUUCUCCUGUAAUGUUUUUUUCUCAUUUCUAAAGUUCUCUUUUUGAAGUUUCUCAGCAUUUUGUAUGUUUGCCUUGUUGAUGCCAUUUAAGAAAAUGUCACCAGGAUGUACAUUUAAGCUUGAUCAUACAGUUUCAGUUAGUUCACAUGGGCAUUUGAAACAUCCAAGAAUUCUAUUGUUGACUGUGUUUUGAGUUUCACAUCUUAAUUUGCAUGGGUGUUUAAAUACUUCUGUUAGUACUGUCUUUGCACUGUUUUUUUUUCUCUCUCUCUUUACUUAGUACUAUUUACUUCAUAAUGUAGUAAUCAUCAGCCUUACUAAUGACCUUGUAGCCUUUCUAAUAUGCACAUAAUGCACAUUUUCCAAUGGCUAGAAAAUGCAAAAUACUAGUGGAUAUCAUUGCAUCAGAUUUUCAUGUUUUUUCUCAAAAGGACUGCUAACCUCUGAGAAGAAUAGAGGUAAUUAAAUUAUGAUUGUAAAUUGAGUAGCACAUAAGAGAUAUUUUCUUGAAUCUAAACUUAAUACAGCCAGUUUCAGCAUGUAAAUAUAUAAUAAUGUUGGCUAGUGUGUAAUUCUUGAACUAAAAAAAUAUAAAUAAAGAAAAUGUAAAAGAA
Molecule: messenger RNA, 8808 nt
Organism: Sphaerodactylus townsendi
Lineage: Eukaryota; Metazoa; Chordata; Lepidosauria; Squamata; Sphaerodactylidae
Gene: GABRB2
Product: gamma-aminobutyric acid type A receptor subunit beta2
Exons: 12
Coding region: 559-2145 (528 amino acids)
Biological process (GO): signal transduction; regulation of membrane potential; chemical synaptic transmission
Cellular component (GO): synapse; neuron projection; membrane
Molecular function (GO): extracellular ligand-gated monoatomic ion channel activity; neurotransmitter receptor activity; GABA-A receptor activity
Source: RefSeq, a predicted model, not a curated record